UAAGCGGGGGUGGGAAAGGAGCGAGAGAGACGGAGACUCUGGGACCUAGUGGCGCUACUCGCCGAGGAAUCGGUCUCAGGCGCAGCCCCCAACAUCAGCAAACCCCCCCAGGCCAGAAGUUGUUUAAAAAAAUCAGUGUUUAAUUUGCAGAUCUGCAAGGAGAAGAGGAGAGGGGAAAAUAAGAGGGAGGAAGGAAGAGAGAGAGAGAGAGAGAGAGAGGCUGACAGCAGGGGGAGGACACAAGGGGAGAGAAAGAGAAGGCGAGUGGAAAUUAACCAGGGCAGAGUUUGCUCGGCUCCCGGCUCCAGGAUUCAUGUCCGCGGCUGCAGGAAGGUGUAGCUGACCGCCGGCUGCCCGCACAUCACAGCGGCCGUUGUCUGCAACUUGAGCGCUGGGUGACAGUCAAUCCGUGGCCGAAGAGAGAGGGGGACAUGGCAUCCAGCUGAUCGAGAGAGGGGAGGAACAGGAAAAGCAGGCAGGCAGGCACCCCGCCGCCGCCGCUGGAAACUAGCGUGAAACCCGCUGCAAAAUCAACCUUUCACCGGGCAAGCGGGACACACGAACAGCGGGAGAUGUCUGUGCCAAAUGUACUUGCUAAAGCCUUGUACGAUAAUGUGGCUGAAUCACCAGACGAGCUGACGUUUCGCAAAGGGGACAUCAUGACGGUUUUGGAACGGAACACCGGGGGCUUGGACGGCUGGUGGCUCUGCUCUCUACACGGACGGCAAGGUAUCGUGCCCGGAAACCGGCUCAAGAUCUUGGUGGGAAUGUACGACAAGAAACAGCCGAACUCCAGCCAAGCACUGCAGCACCCCCAGUCACCACAGCCUUACCAGCAGCAGAAUGUUUACCAAAUGCCAUCUCAGUCCUCGCAGUACACAGCCAUGCACCCAGCCUACGCACCCCUGGGUGACGAUGUCUACAUGAUGCCCUCGUCCAACAAAGCGCAGCAGAGCGUGUAUCAGGUCCCCCCCAACCUGCAGAACCAGUCGAACAAGUACCCAGUCACCCCAGCGAAGCAGCAGCAACAGACCAUGUAUCAGAAGUCCACAUCUCAAGGCCAGUUGACCCAGUCCAUCAACUCAAGCCAGGAGAUUUACCAGGUGCCUCCGUCUAUGAAUCAACCGCAGGACAUCUACCAGGUCCCAUCAAUGAGUCCACCUCAGGAUAUCUAUCAGGUGCCCCCAUCCAUGGGCCCUGCACAGGACAUCUACCAAAUACCUCCAUCUAUGAAUCCAGCCCAGGACAUCUACCAAGUGCCCCCUUCCAUGAAUCCAACCCAGGACAUCUAUCAGGUACCUCCUUCCUUGGAGAAGAGGAACUGGGAAGGAACAAAACCAGUUGGAAAGGUAGUCCUUCCAACUAGAGUUGGAGGCGUUUAUGUUUAUGACACACCUCCGCAGAUGGAGCAAGAUGAAUACGACAUCCUUCCAUCGAGAAAUCUCCCUCCAGCUACUCAGCAGGAGAUUUAUGAUGUGCCUCCAAUUCGAGGAGGAACAGAAUCUACUGGCAAUCAAUAUGGGCAAGAGGUCUACGACUUCCCACCAUCCGUGAGCAAGGACAUUCCCGAUGGCCCUGUCUCAGAAGAUACGUAUGACGUCCCGCCAUCCUUCUCCCACAGGACACCGAAGAGUCCGGAUUCCAUGAGGUUUGUCCCCCAGGCCCCCGUGGCACACGACAACUAUCCCGUCGAUGAUGUCUACGAUAUACCGCCGCCAGCCGGGAAACUUGCAGACACGUCCCUCAACCAGGACAUCUACGACGUCCCUCCCAACCAGAAGCUUCUUGUAUACCAGACGUCCCUACAAGACAUUUACGAUUUUCCAAGGGAUCUCGGAGUCCCGACCUCUGGAGGGAAGGUCCUCUCCAACGAGGAGCCAGCUGGAGAUUAUGUCUACGACGUGCCGCCUCAGGUAUGCAGAGAUGCCGCGACGGAAGAAACUACCAACAGCUACAAGAGGCAUUCGGCUUCCAGCACAGGGAGUACAAAGAGCAAUAUUUCGACGUCUUCUCUCGACGUCAUUCCUGUGAAGGAGUCCUCCAACGCUUUGCCCAAGCCGAGCAGCAAGGAGCUGAACCUGGACUUGGAGGUGGCCAUGGAGAUUCUGGCAAAGCACCAGCAAAGCGUGGAGAGCUCCAUCUCCUACCUCAUGUCCUUCAUCGUGACCAGCUGGCGGGGGCGCGAGCACAUGGAGGCCAACGUGCAGAACAUCAAGGCCGGGGUUGAACAAGUGAAGAACUCCGUGAAGGACCUGCUGGAGUUUGCGCGCGGAGCGGUGGCCAACUCCAUGCAAGCCACAGACCGCACUUUGUACACCAAGCUGAGCAAGCAGGUGCAGAAGAUGGAAGAUGUCUACCAGCUUCUCCUCAAGCACAGCCAGGCGCUGGACAACUGCAACUGGGCUCUCAACGUCUUGGUAAUAAACAAGCAGAACUCCGCCGAUGACCUGGAUCGGUUUGUGAUGUACUCGCGGGGCAUCCCUGACGACACCAAGCAGCUCGCCUCCUUCCUGCACGGCAACGCCUCGCUGCUCUUCAAACGGACAAAACAACAGCAGCAGCAGCAGAGGGGCGACGUGAGGUCCAGCGUCCCUCUGCCUGGCCUCGAGAGUGGCAGCCACUCGACAAACAAUAACACCAUUAAUCACUACCAGACUGGCUCAACAGACAAGGCCAACAUUCAGGCAAGGCCCCUGCCCUCUCCACCCAGAUACACAGCUGAAGGAUGUCCAGAUACACAGUAUGACAACAAUGGCAGUGGAUGGAUGGAGGACUACGACUAUGUUCACUUGCAGGGCAAGGAGGAGUUUGAGAAAACACAAAAGGAGCUUUUGGAGAAAGGGAACAUCGUACGUCAAGGCAAAGCCCAGCUUGAGCAACAACAGGUUAAACAGUUUGAGCGGCUUGAGCAGGAGGUGACGAGACCGAUAGAGAACGACCUGUCAAACUGGACACCCUCACAGCAGUACGGCCAGCUGAAGAGCAGGCUGAGCCCCUCGGACAAGCAGCUCCUCUUGUUUUACUCGGAACAGUGCGAGCUAAACGUGACCACGCUGAUCAACGCCAUCGAUGCCUUCUUCACAUCCAUCAACGCCAACCAGCCCCCCAAGAUCUUUGUGGCCCACAGCAAGUUUGUGAUCCUCAGCGCGCACAAGUUGGUUUUCAUCGGGGACACCCUCUCCCGCCAGGCCAAGUCACAAGAGGUGCGCAACAAAGUCACGCACUACAGCAACCUCCUGUGCGAGAUGCUGAAAUAUAUCGUGGUCACGACAAAGACUGCAGCUCUACAAUAUCCGUCUGGCACUGCAGCCAAAGAGAUGAUGGACAGAGUCACCGAACUAUCGCACUGUACACAUCAGUUCAAGAUGAUGCUGGGCCAGUUAGCAGCCAUGUGAGGCAGGGAGGGACCUGCGGAUAAGACUACGGUUAAAGACUGAAAGCAAAACUCAGCUGUAAAUGGAUCAUUGUAAAUAUUGUCCUUCCACUUACCCACCAAGGGAAGAGAGCUUUUGUUUCGUUAGACCCCGCUGUUUCUUAUUAAUCAGAAGGAUAUUUAAAUUCUAAAUGCUGUAGUGGUUCCUGUUUCUCCUUUUUAAAUGUUAUUUUAACAUCGCAUUCGAUAAUACAAAGUGGAAAUAAUUUCAUUGUCGAUUUUAAAUUGCAAGCCUAUGUUCUAGUUUGAAGCAUCAUUAAAGGUGAAAGGAGGUUCACUAGAGCAUUGAAAAUUGAGCGAUUUUCUACUGUGACAAUUAACUGAGUCACUUUUUCAUUGUCAUGUAAAAAGCAAUGAAACGUCUGCUGAUUUUUAAGAGUUUUAGAAUUCUGUAUAACAUCAUUAACAGCCUCUGUGUGGAGAGACAAUGAGAGAGAGGAGCUGACAAGCAGGUGGUGAACGUACCUGUUCCAAUUGCAUUAUAUGUUUUCAAAACAAAAAUGUUAUUCAAAAGUUUUCGGAUGGAUUUGAAUCAUACCUCAUUCAGUAGGCAGUAUGCGUUCCAUUGCAUUUCAAUAUUUGUGAUUAGUUUUGCCCGCGCUUUUCAGCAAAUGCAAAUUAAUUGGUGCCUUGAAAUUAUGAAAAGCUUUUGUUGGUGAACAGAACUAGAAUCAUUUUCCGCCUGCAGUCACAUUGGAUCUCAAGGUGUGGGGAAGCAAAAAAAUAUAUAUUACUGACCGUCAGUGUCAUUUUAGUGACGUAUUUAAGUUUCUGUGUCUUUUAUACGAGUAGUGUAUAAAAAUCAAAAUCAUGUGUUCAACAUUUGCUCUGAAUAUAUUUGCAAAUGCGAUUUGUUGAGCCGACCAAGUUGUGUUUCAUCCGAAACGAUGACUGGAAGAAGUAGGACAACUUCAUUUGAACUUCUUAACCAAAGACUGCCUGAGGGCAUCAGACUCUAUUGACCGUUUAUUGUUGGAGCUGCAAUAUAACAUCAAAAUUAGCUUCAGAGCUGACGGCCUUUGAUCAGUCAAUUACUGGAGUCCAUAAUCUUAUUUCCAUACACGAGCUAGGUAUCCCCCUUUACAUUGCAGAAGAAUCGUCGAGGAUUGCAGCCAUUUCUACGCACUAUGCUUCAAUGAGGAUGACGGAUCAUUUAUUAACCUUUAGUUAUCCGACCUGCAUGAGGUACCAUCUUACACACUCACGAUUUUAUUUUAUAAUAGAGAAGAUUUUACGUACGUUUGAAAUUUAAAAGGCUGAUAUUUGAUGUCAUUGGAGGGUUAUAACCUUGUAAGCAAUGUUUCUUUGUUUGUAUAUGUCUGCACAUUAUGUGAAUAUAAGCAAUUGUGUCAAAGACUCUUGAUCUUGCUUCUGUGGGAAAAGAGAACUCUGCAGCCAAAUUUUACUCAUUAGACAAGGGCGGAACACCCCCAAGCUGUGCACUGACCUGUUCGUGAACAGAAGAGGACAAUGUAAUCAAGCGAAUCUUGGCACAACAGCCCGGCAAUAACUUAAGAUUGUGCAACAGAUCCAACAAACAGGUGGGCGCUGGAGAUUCUGCCCAGCAGUGCCAGAGUUUACACAGCUCUGCUUCAGUAAGUUAAUCAGUUAGAAAUCAAAUUAAAAGUCAUCCAAGUUAUGGGUUAAGAAUUGCAAUGUAAAAGGGGCUUAAGGUAAUUCUGACAUCAAUAUUCGUUGCUGGAGCUUCUACAGUCAUGCUGGAAACUCGUGGUAGUUUUAAAAUUAAAAAAAAAUAUUUUAUCCUUUAUUCUGUUUCUGAUCUUAACAUUUUGGUGAAACACUACUGUAAAUGUGAUGUAUUCUUUGCAGUGCUACUGGUUCAUAUCCAUCAGAAUGUUUAUUUCUCUCACACAGUGAUUGGUUUAGGGUGGCUGUUGACUUUUGUAUUAUAUUCAACUGGAUUUAUUUUUAAUUAUUAAACAGGCUUAAGAACCAUAAAAA
This is a messenger RNA of Leucoraja erinaceus (little skate), 5395 nucleotides long. RefSeq names its product BCAR1 scaffold protein, Cas family member (gene bcar1). The record is from RefSeq and is a predicted model, not a curated record. Gene Ontology annotation, molecular function: protein binding. Gene Ontology annotation, biological process: cell surface receptor protein tyrosine kinase signaling pathway; cell migration. NCBI's taxonomy places the organism in Eukaryota, Metazoa, Chordata, Chondrichthyes, Rajiformes, Rajidae. Gene Ontology annotation, cellular component: plasma membrane; cytoplasm; focal adhesion.